Messenger RNA from Aspergillus fumigatus Af293, 1464 nucleotides. RefSeq names its product F-box domain protein. The coding region runs from base 1 to 1464 and encodes 487 amino acids. Lineage: Eukaryota; Fungi; Ascomycota; Eurotiomycetes; Eurotiales; Aspergillaceae. Gene Ontology annotation, molecular function: protein binding. The transcript has 3 exons. The record is from RefSeq and is a predicted model, not a curated record.
AUGUUCUCAGCAGCAAAACUGCGUGGUCAACUCGAACCAGCUUUUUGCAUGGUUUGCGGCCUUAGCGAGGGGCGGAAUAGGUGGCUCAAAGCAAUGACCAAUCCCAGGCAGGACCCCUGGUAUAGGUCACUCGUGAGUGAGAUACAGAAUGGAACGGACGUUUAUCUCUUUCAUGAGCAGCCCUGCUGGGAUCAUCUCUUGGAACAUUUCGGCACUGACAAACUUCAUUUAGCCAGUCUCUUUGAGGCAUUAGAGCGUUUGCCACUCCCGAGAGACUAUACCUUCCCUUCAUAUGCUUCAUUACCAGGCAGGAUAGGUCUUGAAAACUGGGUUGGAACGAAAGACGACGCACAUGAGUUCCCCAUCCUCCCUGGCCGGUUUCCCCUUCCCAGUCUGGACGAGCUGAUGCGACUCACAAAAGGCCCUCCCAAACACUCGCCAAUCGUGGCGCAGAAGCCCGUCAACCAUCCAAUGGAUGGUUUCGGACGACUCUCAUUUGACAUUCUCGUGAUUAUAUCAAGCAUGCUACCGACAAAGGAGGCUCUAGACCUCCGCCUUGUGACACGAGCUGCUAUCCCACUUUUCGCCAGCUCACAAUUCUGGAAAACGCGAUUUGCGAUCGACCGAGAACGUGGUUUUCUCCUCCCCAUAGUCCGGAAAUUCUCACCGCCACAGGGCGAUCAUGGGAUAGACUGGAGGCUCCUGUACCAUUGCACUGCUCGUCUGAACUGUAGUGAUUGGUUUGAAAUAGAGAUUCUGGCCUGGGAAACCUUGCGCUGGCUUCGAGACACAGCUUCGGCUAUACGCCAUGAGAGUCCACGUCCGCCCGACUUCCGGGGUAGUCCAGCCCUGCAGCAUUAUCACAAUACCGUCCGUCGGAACACAUUCAUCGAGUCCGUAGAGAUAACAUCGUCGUUAUGCACGAUUGCUAUAUCUGUACACCAAGAAGCGGGGGAAGUGAGCAUCACCGGGAUCGAGUUUAUCUUUGACGAUGGUCGUCCCAGCGCCAUGCUUGGCUACGCUACCCCUGGAGCACGGCAGAUGACACGCGAGAAAUAUGCACGCAAACAACGUAGAGGCCCUUUCGAUGCCCAUAUUGUGUGGCCAUAUCCAGGUGUUCGUGUGACGAUGGAUGUCGUUGGGCUGCGUGGGAUCGUGUACCUCAAAGAUGCCAACGGGAUCCACGGCAUUGCUAUAUACCAUGGUGGAGAGGACUUUGACGAGGUUGACGACACUCUCCAUGUUGGCCUUGACGCACAUGGCCAUAACGACGAAGAGCUGGUUGCAUAUUCUGUCUCCCUGGACAAGGUCGAAAAGGUCAUUGCAGUGGUUGAUAACCGCAAGAUGAUUGACCUGGGAAUUUCCGGGACGACAACGAAGCGGUCUGAAUACUUUGUGGAUGAGUGGGAUGAUGUUGUGGAUCGGUAUAAACAAGAUAAUGCCUUCCUUCUCAAAUCCAUGUGA